Dermatophagoides farinae (American house dust mite) is the source of this 3140-nucleotide messenger RNA. It is a transcript of the gene AP-1-2beta, whose product is annotated as adaptor protein complex 1/2, beta subunit. The record is from RefSeq and is a predicted model, not a curated record. Gene Ontology annotation, cellular component: membrane coat; clathrin adaptor complex. NCBI's taxonomy places the organism in Eukaryota, Metazoa, Arthropoda, Arachnida, Sarcoptiformes, Pyroglyphidae. Gene Ontology annotation, biological process: intracellular protein transport; vesicle-mediated transport. Gene Ontology annotation, molecular function: clathrin binding.
CUAUCACGACCCAGGUGAUUGAUGUGUCAAUUGUAUUGAAUUUUGCUAAAAAAAAUAAUUUAUUUUGUUCUGGGCGUUAGAAUAACAAAAUAAUAAUAAUAAUAUAUUCAUUCAUCACCAUUGUUCAACAUUCCAAAUCGAUCAACAUCUACUUUGAAUAUAGAAAAUGACCGAUGCAAAAUAUUUUGCAAACACCAAAAAAGGUGAAAUAUUCGAAUUGAAAAGUGAAUUGAACAGUGAUAAGAAAGAAAAACGACGAGAAGCUGUGAAAAAAGUGAUUGCAUCGAUGACCGUUGGUAAAGAUGUAUCAGCAUUGUUUCCCGAUGUUGUUAACUGUAUGCAGACAGAUAAUUUGGAAUUGAAAAAAUUGGUCUAUCUUUAUUUGAUGAACUAUGCUAAAAGUCAGCCCGAUUUGGCCAUAAUGGCUGUGAAUACGUUCGUUCGAGAUUGUGAAGAUCCUAAUCCAUUGAUUCGUGCAUUGGCCGUUCGUACUAUGGGCUGUAUUCGAGUGGAUAAAAUUACCGAAUAUCUAUGUGAACCAUUACGGAAAUGUUUACGAGAUGAAGAUCCAUAUGUAAGAAAAACGGCUGCCGUAUGUGUAGCAAAAUUGCAUGAUAUCAAUGCACAGAUGGUUGAAGAACAAGGAUUUCUUGAUCUACUCAAAGAUCUAUUGUCCGAUUCGAAUCCUAUGGUCGUUGCUAAUGCUGUUGCUGCAUUAUCCGAAAUAAACGAAGCAUCCAGUUCAGGAAAAUCAUUGGUUGAAUUGAAUAUGCAAACCAUCAAUAAAUUGUUGACCGCUCUGAAUGAAUGCAAUGAAUGGGGCCAGGUAUUCAUAUUGGAUGCAUUGUCCAAUUACACACCAGCCGAUGAUCGUGAAGCACAAAGUAUUUGUGAACGUGUUACACCUCGUUUAGCACAUGCAAAUGCCGCCGUUGUUUUAAGUGCUGUAAAAGUUUUAAUGAAAUUUCUGGAAAUGAUUGCACAGGAUUCAGAUUUUGUUGGAACAUUGACGAAAAAAUUGGCACCACCAUUGGUUACAUUGUUAUCUAGUGAACCAGAAGUUCAAUAUGUUGCACUUCGUAAUAUCAAUCUAAUCGUACAGAAACGGCCAGAUAUUCUUAAACAUGAGAUGAAAGUAUUUUUCGUCAAAUACAAUGAUCCAAUCUAUGUUAAAUUGGAAAAAUUGGACAUAAUGAUCCGGUUAGCAUCACAGGCUAACAUUAAUCAAGUUCUAGCCGAAUUGAAAGAAUAUGCAACCGAAGUGGAUGUGGAUUUUGUUCGAAAAGCAGUACGUGCUAUUGGUCGUUGUGCCAUCAAAGUUGAACAAUCGGCUGAACGAUGUGUGGCCACAUUAUUGGAAUUGAUUCAGACAAAAGUCAAUUAUGUUGUACAAGAAGCCAUUGUUGUCAUCAAAGAUAUUUUCCGUAAAUAUCCCAAUAAAUAUGAAAGUAUCAUUUCAACUUUGUGUGAAAAUUUGGAUACAUUGGAUGAACCAGAAGCACGAGCAUCGAUGAUCUGGAUCAUUGGUGAAUAUGCUGAACGAAUCGAUAAUGCUGAUGAAUUGUUGGAAACAUUUUUGGAAGGUUUUCAUGAUGAGAACACACAAGUUCAGCUACAACUUUUGACAGCAAUCGUAAAAUUAUUUCUUAAACGACCAACCGAAACACAAGAAUUGGUGCAGCAAGUAUUAAGCCUAGCCACUCAGGAUAGUGACAAUCCAGAUCUUCGUGAUCGUGGCUUCAUUUAUUGGCGUUUACUAUCAACAGAUCCGGCUGCUGCCAAAGAAGUGGUUCUUGCUGAGAAACCAUUGAUUUCGGAAGAAACUGAUCUAUUGGAGCCAACAUUAUUAGAUGAACUGAUCUGUCAUAUUGGCAGUUUAGCUUCGGUUUAUCAUAAACCACCGUCUUCGUUUGUCGAAGGUCGAAGUGGUUAUCAACGUAAAACAUUGAUGAGCCGUAAUGGUUCAGGUGAAGAUAAUAAUAAUGCGGCUGAUCAAGCUCAACCGACUGUCAUUCCGGCUGCCGAUAGUUUGAUUGGAGAUCUUCUCAGUCUAGAUAUCAAUGCAACUGGUUCGACAAACGUUUAUCCAUCCGCUAGUACCGGCGGUAGUAAUGUUGAUUUUCUUGGUAAUGGAUUGGAUACAUUGCUUGGUGGUGGUGGGGGUGGUGGUAGUUCAGAUCAACCAUCAACUGCAGCUGCAACCGCAUCGACCGCUGGACUAUCAACCACUGGUCUAUUGGGCGAUAUUUUUGGUCUGGCAACUUCGGAAACAUUUUAUUCACCACCUAAACAAGUUUGGUUGCCUGCAGUUCGUGGAAAAGGAUUGGAAAUUGAAGGAACAUUUUCUAGACGAAAUGGCCAGAUCUAUAUGGAUAUGACUUUUCAUAAUAAAGCAAUGCAAGCUAUGGGUGGAUUUGCUAUCCAAUUCAAUAAGAAUAGUUUUGGUUUAGCACCGGCACAACCGCUUCAGGUUCCAACACCAUUACAACCGAAUACCAAUGCUGAAAUCAGUCUACAGUUAAAUACAUUGGGACAAGUGCAAAAAAUGGAUCCAUUGACUAGUUUACAAGUGGCCGUAAAAAAUCAUGUGGAUGUUUUCUAUUUCAGCUGUAUAGUACCGGUCAAUGUAUUUUGCAGUGAAGAUGGUGCCAUGGAUAAACGUGUAUUUCUUUCCACAUGGAAAGAUAUUCCAUCACAGAAUGAAGUACAAUUCAAUAUUGAAAAUGUAACAUUGACCGUGGAACAAAUAUCACAGAAAUUACAAUCGAACAAUAUAUUCACUAUUGCACGACGUAAUGUAGAAGGACAAGAUAUGCUUUAUCAAUCGAUGAAAUUCACCAACAACAUUUGGGUAUUGGCUGAGCUCAAAAUACAGCCAGGUAAUUCACAAUUUGUUCUUUCAUUGAAAGCUCGUGUAACCGAUGUAGCGACACCUGUACAUCAAAUAUAUGAUGCCAUUCUUCAUAAUUAAUUUAUCAUCAUAAUUUUUCUUUUCUCCCCAAAAAAAAUAUCGUCAUCAAAAAAAAAAUCAACUAAACAAACACAAAGUUAAAUUCUUCUUGUUCGCAUUCCUAAUUUUUGCAAUUCAAAUUAGAAAAUCAAUUAUCAUGUGUUUGAAUUGCUAUAAUUUUCAAUUAUUA